AUCUGACGCUAACUUCAUCAGUGUACAAAAUGGCGCACUACAAGGGAGCUGCCAGCGAAGCGGGUCGUGUAAUGCAUUUGAUGAAAAAGAGAGAGAAGGAGAAGGAGAAAAUACAACAACUAAAACAAAAAAUAGAACAGGAUAACUUUGCUAAAGUCGCUACAAUCAGUCAUAAGUUUGCUUCUCAUUAUGAUGCGGUGGAGCAGCAACUUAGAACAGAAACUGUCGGGCUGGUGACACUGGAUGAAAUGAAGAAAAGAGACGAUCUUCUGAAGGAGAGAGAAAAAGAGCUUGCGAAAGCUGCACCAAAGUCUAAAUUAGUGGAAAAACGUAACAAAGAAAAACAGAAACAAAAACAAAUGGCAGCUUUGUCAUUUAACCCAGAGGAAGACGAAGAUGAGGAUGAAGAUAACAGAAAUGAUACUGAUAGUGAUGAUGAGGUGGACCUUGAACUACAACCAGUAAUCAAGAAGAAGAGGAAACUUGGUAAAAAUCCAGAUGUCGAUACCAGUUUUCUGCCCGAUAAAGACAGGGAGAUGUGUGAAAAUGUCAUUCUGAUUUAUAUUACCAGAUCAUCUACUGUUGAAAAUCUAAUGUACGUAAAAGAAGAUCUAAUAAUUCCACACCAUUACAGUUUUUAUGAUUUCAUCGUUACAAAAGCCAGGGGUAAAAGCGGUCCACUGUUUAAUUUUGAUGCUCAUGAUGAUGUUAGACUAGUUAACGAUGCUACAAUAGAAAAGGAUGAGUCCCAUGCUGGUAAAGUGGUGUUAAGAAGCUGGUAUGAAAGGAAUAAACACAUAUUUCCAGCAAGUAGAUGGGAACCCUAUGAUCCAGAAAAGAAAUGGGACAAAUACACAAUAACUGAUGGGAGAGCGUGAAAUCUGGUCCUAUGUGGUGUGGUUCCCACAAGAUCUCACCCUCAUCAAAUUUGUUUAUGGACAUUUUAAAGUGAAACCAAGUUUGCAAAAAUGCAACUUCAACGUGUAUUCUAUAAUGAUCAAAUGAUUGCAAUGCUUUACUUGUUCGUAUCACAGUAGAUGAAGGUCAAGGUAUACAAGGCGAAAUGUCUGCCCAUGACUCGGUCGUAAAACUUUUUCUUGUGGUUACAAUACAGUUUUUACCUAAUUUCUUUCUUUAGAUAUGAUAUUUAUAUGUGUUCUAUGUAUAUUUUUCAAGAUAUCAUUUAAAUUUCACUUAAAAUAUUCUUCUUGUUGCAAAAAGCUGAUCUAUCUUAUCAUCUUCAAUUAGAAUAAGUAUAAAUAAAGUGAACAUUACAGUGCA
Molecule: messenger RNA, 1281 nt
Organism: Saccoglossus kowalevskii
Lineage: Eukaryota; Metazoa; Hemichordata; Enteropneusta; Harrimaniidae
Product: protein FAM50A-like
Biological process (GO): chromatin organization
Cellular component (GO): nucleus
Source: RefSeq, a predicted model, not a curated record